Messenger RNA from Paramuricea clavata, 459 nucleotides. NCBI's taxonomy places the organism in Eukaryota, Metazoa, Cnidaria, Anthozoa, Malacalcyonacea, Plexauridae. The record is from the annotation of a GenBank genome assembly.
AUGGUUGAGUAUGGUAAGCUACUUAGAAAAGAGAUGGAAAUGAUUGAAAAGAAGUCAUACAUCAUUGAGGGAAUUUCGGUCUCUUUUUCGUUCGAGUUAAUUCCGGCAGAUAUGAAGUGGUUAGCCUUUAUCUCUGGGGAGCUUCCAAACUCAGCCACCUACUUUUCAUCAUUUUCUAAUGUUUCACAAUCCAAAAAGGGUAAAAUGGGUGUAACUUUUGGGUCAACUUGCGAUGAUUAUUUUAAACCGUGGAACUACCAAAAACGUUUGCAAGAUGUAAAACGUGUUGAAAAACACAAGAGUAAGCUUACCCCAAAGCAGAUAGUUGGCCGGACUAAGGUAACUCAGUUCAUUGCAAGUCAAAAAUCUUGCCAAGAAUUUGAACCUAUUUUAGGGCCUUUUAUAGACAAGGCUGUUGUAGAACCAUUACAUUUGGCAAACAAUAAUUGGGUCUCUUGA